Molecule: messenger RNA, 4642 nt
Organism: Prorocentrum cordatum
Lineage: Eukaryota; Dinophyceae; Prorocentrales; Prorocentraceae
Source: the annotation of a GenBank genome assembly
GGCGUGCUUCCAGACUCCAAGUCGGUAUCGCGUGCAGUGGCCGCCACUUAGCCCUGCGGACGUGCUGGCCCAGCAGUCCCACCCCGCAUGGAGGCAGCCGGCGCACGACGCAGUCAUGGAAUUCUGCUUCUCCUCCAGUUCGGAGGGGGACAAGUCGCUCUGGGAGUGGUACUUGCAGUUGGCCGCGGCGGGCCUGUUCGUCCAUGAGGUUUGCCAGGGGACGCCGUGGGCUGACCGGGUCAACGCUUGGGGUGGCCAUGGUACCAAAUACGUGCCAGCGGUGCGAACCACAGUGGGCGUCACGCUGAAUUGGUGGAAGACGGGCGCCUCAGGUGAUGGUAGGAUUCGCCUUGACGGUAAAGAUCCGGCGGUCGAAGCCAUGCAGCCUCGAAUGCGCCGGGCGUUCGAGGAAUACAUCCAGGGCAGGACCAUGCAGGGCAAGUUGACAGGCAACCAGGCGAAUCGAGCCAAGGUGCAGCAGGGCCGCUUGUCUCAGGAGGACGUUCGUCGAAGGGGGCGCAUGGCCCGCACGGCGGGUAAGGCGCUUGCCCUCAAGGGCGCCGCUCUGUUCCGGUCUGGAGCGACGGAGCCAGGCGUGUGGGACCUCCUGGGCGACCACAUUGGGGCCCGCAGCGCGCCCCCGUUCCGCUCGAUGCCGUGGCCGAUUGUGCUGCGCGCGGGGGUCGUUGUCUCCGUCCACAGUGACGGGCGUGUCCUGUGCGUGGCGGGCAAGGCAACCGUCGACGCAGUGGAGGAGGUUGAGGCUCUCCUGCAGCGUCGGCUUGGCGCCCAAUGGACCGAGGAGGACGGCUACCUGAGUGCCGGGCCGGCGAUGGAGAUCGUGUGCGGGACCCCGGGCUCCCGCGCGCUCGGGCUGCAGCAGCGGGCUGCCGCUCGCGCGCGCGCCGCGCUGGCGGUGGAGAUUUGGAUGGAGGGGGUGCGGCCAUACAAGGAGGCGCUACGAGCGGCGGCGCUUGUGCCGGCGCCCGGUGGCUCGGCGUCGCUUCGAGGUGCGCCGCGUCGCCUGUGGGCCGCCGGCACCUCAGCCGACGUUGCAGCGCUGUUGCAGGAGGCUUCGGAGGCCGUCGAAGGCCAGCAGCGGGCAGUGCAUGCGAUCCCUGGCGUGCUGGCAGCGCGAGAGGCCUUAGCCGCGGAGCUGCGGCGAGUUCGGUCGCAGGCUUCGCGGGGCGCCAGCCGCCGGAGCCGGCUUGCGCGCCUCGGCUUGCAGGCUGCCGCUUACGCUGGCCCGAUGGGGAAGGCCCAGGAGGAGCGCUGCGCAGGUGCAGGGGGCCAGAGCCGGCUGUGGUCGCUGGCCGGCGUCAGCGCCGGCUACUCUGGUGGUGCGAAUCCCCAGGGCACGGGGCUGCUCCUCGAGAGGUGGCGCGACGUCGGCAGCUUCAUGGGCGCCCUCUGCGUCGACUUCUUCCUCAGUGCGGCUUGCCGCCUGUUGCCAGGCUCGGAUUUGAAGUCGGUCCUGCUUGAAUUCGCCUACGACCCCCUGGGGCCCCGAUCGUCGGCAUACGACGUGGUCUGUGGCUUCUGCCAACGGGAUUCGCUGGUCCCAGUCGAGUGGAGAUCAGAGUGGUCGGACACUCCGCGGGUCCAGUGGUUCGUGGUGGACUCGACCAUCCUGGUGGGCGGCUUCGUGAUCCCUCCGCGCGGCCCGCGUGCCUCCGAGUCCGUGCGGAUGGAGCUCCUGGAACGCAUGUUCUCUCAGUAUGAUGCCAUUCGGCAGGGGCAUUGCCAUUUGCGCGAGGCGGUGGUGUACGGCGACCUCAAUCCGUCAAAAGCUGCGCCGGACGGUGCCCGAUGCUUCUUCGAGCGGGACCCGGACGGCUGGCGCGUUGCGCAGGAGGCCCUCGGUGACUUUAUGGGGCUCGCCGCGGAGGAAGUGGAGCGCUGGACGACGCAUCGGGCUACGUGGCAGCCAGCGCCAGUGUCCCGGAUGCAGUGUGCAGCAGAGAUCGCAUCGUGGUUGUGGCGGGCGUCCAUGUAUCUGGCGGCGGCAUGCGGCCAGCUCAUGCGCACGUCGACCCCGAAGAGGACGACCCCGCGGCAGAGCGCCAAGACUGAGUUAGUGGCACAGGAGGUCCAAGCUGGGAGACGAGCUACAGCUGCUAUUGCCGCGGCCGACGCCCAGAGGAGGGCCGACCGCUACAUCGGCUUGGUGAUGGACGACCCGGGUGAGGCGGGGAAGUAUUUGAGCCGUCUCACCGCCAAGCGUGGCAUCGGGCUGCCAAGCGCGAUGGAAGACUACGCGGAGCCGGGGAAGUUUCUGCACGGCGCCAGCGUGCUGGAGGGCGCAGCGGCAUACAUUGCGUCUCGUGGGCGAGGCCGUGAGAACCUCUUGACGCACGUGCAGCGUGGGAGACUGAGGGAGGUGGAGCAGCGGUGCUCUGACGUCCUCGGCCGGCAGCGGGAUCAGUGGCGGUCGCGGUGGUGCGAAGAUCACCGGCCCUACACGACUGACGACCUGGAGGCAGCGUGCGGCAAGGUCAAAAUCGGCAAGGCGAGCGCGGGGCUUCCGUACGCCAGCAUCAAGACCACGACCCAUGUUUGUGCGAGGCUGCAGCUUGCCGUCCAGAACCUUUCGCGCUUCCUCAUGGUGGUCCCCCAGUGCUGGAAGUGUCAACCCACCUUCCACUCCCACAGCCGCGGGCGGCCCGUCCACCAGUACUCGUCGUACCGCACGCUGUCCGCCAACACGCUGGAGUUGAGGAUCGCAGAGGAGAUGUGGGCGGCGGCAUGCGAAGAGAGGCUGUGGACGGCGGCUGGCGAGGAGCAGCUGGGGCGGGGCGACUCUCUCGUCGCCGCCGUUAUGGGGCUUGACGUGAGGAGGAUGCGGUGCGAGCAGGGCCUGCCGCUGGGCGAGCUCUUUACCGACCUCGCCGAGGCUUUCGACACAGCCCACGACCUUGUGGCAGCGGCGGGCAUGCUGGAAGGCUCCGUGAUCAAGGUGGUGUCCCCGCACGCGCAGGCGCGGCCGGUGGAGUUGGGGGGCGGGGUGCCCGAGGGGCGGCGCCCGGCUCCGGCGCUCUUCGCAUGUUCUGCCAGGCGCUUCGGCCGUGUCCUCGAGGAGGAGGGCUUUCUUGGCGUGGGGCUCGAUCCCCCGGAAGAGGCGGUCUUCUCCCUCGCCCUCCAGCCUGCGCCCGAAGCCGAGGAGGCGGCCCCAGACGUCGCAUGGUGCAUCGCGGAGGCUAGGGCCUGCGGCGAGGACGACGGCCGCUGGCGCACGGCCAUGGCGGCGGCGCGCACGCGGGACGAGCAGCUCACUCUCCUGGAUGCUGCCUCGACGGUGCGGCUGGGGAUUACGCAGUUCAUGGACGACAACUGCGUCCGUGCCAGCUGCAGGGGAGCUCUGAAGGAGGCCCUCACGCGGACCCUCGACGCCGUCGCGCGCCUGCGUGGUCAGCUGCGUUUCGGGCUGGGCAAGACGGAAUGCAUUGCGCAGGGAUUCGCUGACACCCGGGCGAUUGAGCGAGUGGUGUUUGUGCCGUGCCACGUCGCCCUGGGGUUGCCGAUGGACCCUGCUGGCAGGCUGACCGAACUUCUCCAGCAGGAGGAGGGCCGCGCAAUAGCAGCAUGGGGCAGCGCGCUGCUCGGCAUCGAGCUCGUGGGCCUGCCGCUCCGGGCAGCUUUGGCGGCGCUGGGAGGCAGGGUACUGCCCCGGGCGUGUCACGGGGCGUCGCUCCUCGUGGUCAGGAAGGACUGGGACACCAGGCUCGACGCGGUCUACGACAGGUGGGUUGUGCGAUUCUUGGAGCUCGUGAAGCCUGUCCCGCGCGUCGCCCUGCUGAGGGAAAUAGGCUUCCCGUGGCGGCUCAGCACGCGGGUGCUCCGGGACGCCCUCGCGCUGCUGGCCUGGGUGGAGGCCCUCGCGGCAGCAUCCAGCCCACGGCGGGUCGCCGGCGUUGCAGCGGGUUUCGCAACCACGUGGGCCGCGACUGUCAAGCAGCAUGCCGUCGCACUAGGCAUCCAGGACCUGCGAGGGUGGGCUGCGGCAAGGGCGGCGGGGCAGCCAGAGACGUUGACGCGGCAGGCGAGAAAGCGGCUGAUCCGACGUUACAUCCGUCUGGAAGUGGCCCCGCCCCUCCAGAGGCGCGAGGAGGCGUGGCGGGCGCAGCAGCUGGCCGUCCACCCGCCCAGGGGCGCCGCCACGGUGGCUGAGGCGGCGGAGUCGCAGUUCCUCUGCAAAACGGUGCGGCCCUGGGCGCAGCUCCGCCUGCAAGGUCAUUUCUCGACGCACAUGGGCGGGGAAGGAGCGGCGUGCAGCUGGUGCGGCGCAGAGGUGGAGGAGGCGGUGGCGGGCACUCUCUGGGAGGGCCUUCCGGCUGAGGAGCUGCACCAGCGCUGCCGCGAGGACGAUGACGUGCUCACGGCGGUGGCGGUCACGUGCUGGCUGCAGGCGCUUGCCCAGCGCAGCCAUGGCGGCCCGCGCCAGAUGUAAAAUAAAACGGUGGGUGGCCAGCACUCCCCUGCUACAUUUGCAUUGGGUUUGCCUAUGUGCGGACGUGCAGGUCGAGGGUGCUGAGCCUCCGGCGGCCCACCGUAUUAUGAAAGCAUUGUUACGUAGUCUCCCCCUGUCCGCCGGGAGAGACCCGCGAGGCCGGGAGGGCCGAGGCGGCAAACUCGCGAAAGAAAA